AUGGGUAAUGGACAAAGCAGCAAAAGUGCUAGCUCAACUUCAAAUUCUUUUCUAGCUGGCAAAAAAUCGAGUUCGACAUCAAAAGGAAAAGUAAUUAUAGUAAGACAAGGAACUAACACAGAAAAGCAAUUAAAUGCCAGCAAUGAUGAUGUAUUAAAGCGGUUCUCAGAAAUUCCGAAAUUUUAUCCCAUAUUGAAAAGUGUGUUAAACCCGCCGGGUGUACGGGAUCCGUCUGAAGCUGUAUUCAGAAUAAGCACUCGUCCAGUAUUGAUGUUUGCAUACCGCUUACAGGAACAUUUGUCCCAGUGUGCUAAUGUUGUCGUUGUUCAGCAGGAAUUGCUGGGAAAUCUUAUAAAAAGUGUUAGUGCAUUAUUAAUAAUCUGCAAAAUUAUGCCUGUUAAUUUUCUUCAUUUAUGUCAUUUAUGUUUUCAGUUUCUUUUUCAAGAUUUGAUGCCAAUUGUACAAACAAUGAAUGAAAUUUUGCCGCAGCAAAACCGAUUACCGGUAUUAAACAUUGAUCCUCUUCCAAGCAAAACAAACGGUGUAGCAAAUGUGGAGAACAAGGAAGAGGUUUCUCGAGAUCAAAGAAAUUCAGUGGGCAAUAUUGAAAUUGAGUUGCAUAACAAAAAGCACUCAUAG
Messenger RNA from Thelazia callipaeda (thelaziosis nematode), 639 nucleotides. The record is from the annotation of a GenBank genome assembly. NCBI's taxonomy places the organism in Eukaryota, Metazoa, Nematoda, Chromadorea, Rhabditida, Thelaziidae.